Linderina pennispora is the source of this 1872-nucleotide messenger RNA. Its product is annotated as SIR2-domain-containing protein. Gene Ontology annotation, molecular function: NAD+ binding. The transcript has 3 exons. The coding region runs from base 115 to 1833 and encodes 572 amino acids. The record is from RefSeq and is a predicted model, not a curated record. NCBI's taxonomy places the organism in Eukaryota, Fungi, Kickxellomycota, Kickxellomycetes, Kickxellales, Kickxellaceae.
CUGCGAUUUUCAUAAUUUAACUUUUUCAGCAUUUCAAUUUGGACGCGCUCGCCUGCUGUUCGCCUGCUUCCCCUUGCUCCCUCUCACCACCAGUACUUGCGCGGAUAUAAUCAAAUGGCCCAGCAUAGCGUCCAGGGCGCAACUGUUGAGCUUAGCGACCACAGCGAGGCAAACUCGAGUAGUCGCAAACGCUCCGAAUCGGUUAACGGACCAGAGCAGUUGGACAAGGGACGAGCUCGGCCGCUUCAAGAGCUCAAAACGCCACCGCCUAGACACCGCCGGCAGGUCUGCCAGGCGACGAGGCCAAGCCCACGGGUGCGGAUGACAAUCACACCCAUCAAAAACACGGAUGAAGACAGCGACGAGGAGGAUGGCGACUUUGGCGGUUCUACAUCUGGCAACAGCAUCAUUGACGACACGUAUAUGCGCUUUGGCGAUGCUGAAAAGGCAAUUAUCCGCAGCGAGGCGCAUGUGCUGGGCAUCAAUGGGUUCAUCCAGGAGUAUCUGGUCAGCAAGGGCAUCUCGGUCCGAUCGUUGCUGGACGUGUUUGCGGCACCCACAUCGCUUAUCCAGACUCUUCCCUCUGUCAACUCGCUGGAGGACAUCAUCAAGCUACUGAAGCAGUCUCGGCGCAUCAUGGUUUUGACCGGUGCUGGCGUCAGUGUUUCGUGUGGUAUUCCUGAUUUCCGGUCGCCGACGGGAAUAUACACUCGGCUCAACGACGAAUACGGCCUGGAUGACCCUCAGCAGAUGUUUGAUAUCGAGUAUUUCCGGAUGAUGCCCCAGCUGUUCUACUCGUUUGCCAAGGAACUGUUUCCAUCCAAUUUCACUCCAGCACCAUCGCAUGCGUUUGUGAAGAUGCUUGAGGACAAGGAGAAGCUGCUGCGCAACUAUACGCAGAACAUCGAUACGCUGGAGCACGUAGAAGGAAUCAAGAACGUGCUGAACUGCCAUGGGUCGUUUGCGACAGCAACAUGUAUCAAGUGCGGAUACAAGUGCGACGGUAAGGAUCUGGAAGGAGAUAUCAUGGUGCAGCGGAUUGCUUACUGCCCAAAGUGCAACGACCAGCCGAGUCAAUCCACCAAGCCGAAGGGCGUCAUGCCUGAGGGCACAACGAUCUCUAACCAGGAUUUUGGUAACGGCUAUGAUGACGACGAGGAUGAUGACGAGGAUGAUGACGACUAUGGAAUGCAGCGCGGCGUAAUGAAGCCAGAUAUUACAUUCUUUGGUGAAAAGCUGCCGGAUGCCUUUGACGAAGCGCUGCUGGCCGACCGCGAGAAGGUUGAUCUGCUGUUGGUCAUGGGUAGUAGUCUGAAGGUGGCACCGGUUUCCGACAUCAUGGGGCAUUUGCCACAUACAGUCCCGCAGAUUGUCAUCAACAAGACGCCAAUUCUGCACUUCAACUUUGAUGUGCAGCUACUGGGCGAUGCUGACGACAUUGUGGCAUAUCUUGCCCAUGCGUGCGGCUGGGAGCUGCGGCAUCCACGGGUCGCUGGCCAGAGCACACAGAGCGCGGAGUUCCAGGCACAAAUGCCAGCGCCAAUCGAGUCUCCGCCUGAUAUCAAGGUGGUAGCGAGUGUGAAAGAUGCGGCCACGCCUGGCAGAGUGGAGACGGUGGAGAAGUCGUACAGUGUGCCCAAGCACUGGAUCGUGUUUCCAAGUGCGGUCAUCAGCGGCAAGGACUUGAUGGUUGCAAAUGGUGAUCUGCCAAUUAGGCUGGCCAUUGAUUCCAGCGAUGAGGAAGAUGCCGAUAGUUACGACAGCGAAGACGAUGAAGGAGACGCUUUGGCAAGCGACAUUGAAAAGCUUCACCCGUCGACGCCUGCACCUUGAAUGAAUAAACCCGUACUUUGAAUAUUAUUUACCUUAUUC